GUGUAAGUGUAAAAAAGAAAAAGGGUAUACAUAUCAUUAAUUGAGUAAAACCUAAGCAAGUCUCUUCUAUAGAUAUGUGUUUGGAAGUAUUUCUCCCCUUCAUUGUUCCAAAAGGACCCUCAAUUGGCUGCGUAUGCGAUUAAAAUAUACGUAAAGCUUCCAUUCAAGUCCUAGAUGUGUUAUAAAAGUGUACGCUAUUUGAAAGCACACGAAAAACGUUCGGCAGUAUACGGUAAUGCGUGUGUAUGAGUGAAUGCAUGUAUGUUUUUUUGUGUAUGGAUAGGUGACGUCACGCCAACCGCCACUAUUGUGUUUCAAUAUUAUCGCGAAGUGGUGAUUUUCGUGGACGGAGAUUAUAUAAUUGUUUGCUUUCCCCACUGCUUCGAGUGGAAUGUGAAAAGUCAAGUCUGUGUCCACAUGAUGUGAUAUGGUAUGCUCCUUUGUCUGAUGCACCUAUUGAAGAGUAAAUACCUUUAGACAUCCCAAUGCUAUUCAAAUUCUCUGAAGUGGACUGUUUUUACUUUCUGUUUGUUGAUGUGGUGCGGUGUGGAUACUAUUGGUUCUUUAGUUAUCGACACCACCUACGCAGUGCAUUCCAAUGCGUUGAUUCGGAAAAAGGGCACUACCAAUGUGGUGUUAGAUUUCUUAGUUAUGCUACAAGGACACAUGUUUAUAAAUUCAGACUCCCUCUCCACUGCUAAGCCCAAUAAAACCCCUAAAGGAUGAAAAAGGACAAAACACUACUACUAAUGUCGGAAGCAGCCCCAGGAUUGGUGUGCUUGCUGACGAUUUCCUUUGAACUUUAUCUUUCGCUCCGAUCUGACGGGGAACGGGUGAUCUGUGUUUGCGUCCCUAUUAUAAUUAGUUUUUUGUGUAUGGAUAGGUGACGUCACGCCAACCGCCACUAUUGUGUUUCAAUAUUAUCGCGAAGUGGUGAUUUUCGUGGACGGAGAUAUUUCUUCUGGCAUACUCUCAGCAUGUAUGUGGAAUAAAAAAUUAUGUGAUUUCUAUAAAAUAUGUCUUCCAAGUAUUCUUGGGCGUUAUCCCUUUCUGUGUUUUUAUACCAUUCCCA
This is a messenger RNA of Phytomonas sp. Hart1, 1072 nucleotides long. The record is from the annotation of a GenBank genome assembly. NCBI's taxonomy places the organism in Eukaryota, Euglenozoa, Kinetoplastea, Trypanosomatida, Trypanosomatidae.